ACUGAACUCGUCAGGAGGCGUUUCUGUGAGUUUGCGGAAGUGACACGACUGAGAUAGGAAGGAAGCGAGGUAACCGGGCGGAUUUUUCACACAGAUAUUCUUUUUCAUUGAAAAAUUAUAUAUUUCUUCCCUUUUUGAAAACGAAUUUAAAUAAAAAGAUAAAACAGCCAAGAUGUCGAAGAACGUGUCCUCCGACCGCUUCAGGAAGGUGGAUGUAGAUGAGUACGACGAAAACAAGUUUGUGGACGAGGAAGAAGGAGGAGAAAACCAACAGGGUCCAGAUGAAGGGGAAGUUGAUUCAUUAAUCAGACAAGGAAACGUGAUGGGUGCUCUCCAGGCAGUCCUGAAAAAUCCACCAAUGAACACAAAGAACCAAGCAUUGAAGGACCGGGCGGAGGGUCUUGUCCUGAAGGUCCUUAGCUCCUUUAAAAGCGGCGAUAUUGAGAAGGCUGUGCAGUCCCUGGACAAGAAUGGUGUGGAUCUCCUCAUGAAGUACAUCUACAAGGGGUUUGAGAAGCCCACAGAAAACAGCAGCGCAGUCUUACUGCAGUGGCAUGAAAAGGCUUUAUCUGCUGGUGGCGUAGGAUCCAUUGUUCGAGUCUUAACUGCCAGAAAAACCGUUUAACACAUUCCUGCCUGGAACUGCUCUGCAUAGAGAGGGAUUUGCUGGUACAAAAACCAAGAGAGUUGUUCAAAGGGCCCUGUGCAGGACUCCAUUCUUCCUGUGGACCCUUCUGAUCUUUGCUUGCUUUAUAUCUUUUGUAUUAUUUUCUUAAAAUAACUUUGUUAUCAAGACCAUGGUGCAAUGUUACAGUAAGAUUUGUACUCUGUAGCGACUUUGUAUCACAAGCAUUUCAAUUGGACUUUUCUUUUUUUUAAGUGAACUUGUAUAAAAAGACUGAGUUACAGUA
Messenger RNA from Acipenser ruthenus (sterlet), 911 nucleotides. RefSeq names its product actin-related protein 2/3 complex subunit 5-A-like. The transcript is spliced from 4 exons. Gene Ontology annotation, cellular component: Arp2/3 protein complex; cytoplasm; actin cytoskeleton. Lineage: Eukaryota; Metazoa; Chordata; Actinopteri; Acipenseriformes; Acipenseridae. Gene Ontology annotation, biological process: regulation of actin filament polymerization; cell migration; Arp2/3 complex-mediated actin nucleation. The coding region runs from base 173 to 625 and encodes 150 amino acids. The record is from RefSeq and is a predicted model, not a curated record. Gene Ontology annotation, molecular function: actin filament binding.